UUCUGCUUGUCUGAAUAUUGUCUGGAUAUAGGCACUCAGCAGCCUCACCUUCAUUUAUCCUUCCACACGGCCCUAAGAAGCUUCAUUGAGGCAAACAGCCAACAAAAAGAACUUGUGCAAAAAUGAAAAUUGCUGCAUUCAACGCCAGGAGAUUCGGAGUGAAGAAAUGCUCAGACCCUAAGGUCUCCGCUGUUAUCACUAAGAUUGUGGCUCGUUAUGACAUCAUUGUGAUUCUAGAAGUAUUCGAUGCAAAGGAAAAAGCAGCCAAGAAGCUUGUGGAGCAGUUGAACAGCUGCAGCGACAGAGCUCGUUAUAAUUACAUUCUGAGCACACCUCUGGGGAGAAAAGAAUAUAAGGAACAAUACCUCUUUGUCUAUCGGGAGGAGCAGGUGAAGGUGAAGGGUACGUACCAGUAUGAAGAUAUGCAGCAUGGAGACGAAGAUUCCUUUGCCCGGGAACCCUUCAUUGUCAGAUUUGAAGCCAAACAGGCUGCUGUGAAAGAUUUUGUUCUGAUUCCGAUACACACCACUCCAAAGGACUCGGUGCAGGAGAUCGAUGAGUUGCAUGACGUCUAUGAGCAUGUUAAAGAGAAAUGGGGUACCGAGAAUAUAAUACUACUUGGAGACUUCAAUGCAGACGGAUCCUACGUUUCAAACAAAAAAAUGAAGACAAUCCGGUUGAGGACAGAUCCUGAUUUACACUGGCUCAUUGACGAUGAUACAGAUACAACAGCCAUCAACACAACAGACUUCUCUUAUGACCGAAUUGUUGUUCACAGUUCGAUACUGAAACACAUUGUUCCCAACUCAGCCAAACCCUUCAACUUUCAAGAGGAAUAUAAAUUGUCCUACGAGGAGGUUGUUGCAGUGAGUGAUCACUAUCCAGUGGAAGUAGAACUCAAUCCCGCAAAAGGAAUAAAACGAAAGAAGAAGAAAGAUGAAAAACAAUGAAUCCACAAAAUCCUGUCUCCCCAUUUCAUACCAAGGAACCAAUGAGGAAGACUAAUUUGUUUCCCCUUCCUGACACAUUGCUUCCUGUUCUAUGUACAGGUAUGGAGUCCAUUAUCCAGAAACCUGUUAUCCAGAAAGCUCUGAAUUACAGAAAUACCUUCUCCCAUAG
Molecule: messenger RNA, 1119 nt
Organism: Xenopus laevis (African clawed frog)
Lineage: Eukaryota; Metazoa; Chordata; Amphibia; Anura; Pipidae
Product: deoxyribonuclease gamma
Exons: 10
Coding region: 123-950 (275 amino acids)
Source: RefSeq, a predicted model, not a curated record